AUGUCGGCUGCGCUGCAAACGCCUGCUCAUCAACCGACCGCCCUGGCUUCGCCUCCGCUGUCCUCGCCUCCCAAUUAUCCCUUCGCCUCGCCGCAUUCGUCCCCCAACCGAGAGGCUUAUUAUGCCAAUCAGGCCGUAUCCGCAUCGCCAUCGAGACGCCCUCCCUCGCGGAACCCGAGCGGACACGGCACCUCGCCCUCGCUGGACAUGAUCACCUCCAGGCCGACGAGGACCGGCCCGCCCGCCGGUGCCUCCUCCUCCUCCACGGAUCGCCAUUCGCAUCUGCCUCCCGUCGCUCCUCCGAGAACCUCGUCGACGGCCCACCAAGCCGCCGGCUCGAGGAGAAGCUACCAUGCAACCGACGGCAUGGCCGGCUCGCAGAAGCACGUCCAGCCGGACACGUCCCGAAGUUCGGCGCGCAGUGAGCCCAACGGCCCGUCGGACGGACACAGGAGCAAGAGGGCCAGCAACUCGCACGUGCCCCAUGACGGAGGUGCCCGCUCGCCGAGCACCCGGGACGACCGUGCGCGCGACGUCUCCAUUCCCGUACGUGGCCACCAAACCUCGACCUCUAGGUCAUCCGGGGGCGCCGGUGAAGCGCUCGUCCGGUCCAUGUCCAACCCCGAGGAGACCAACGGCCACGACGCUCGGGCGAGCUACCACGGCGCCACGACGCACGACAACGGUGCCGCGCAUGCGCCCGCCGCCGGCGAGGAGCGACGAGGAGGUCGAAGCCGGCAUGACCACAGCCGCAGCCACAAAGGCACCUCCAAGUUUGGCGAUUUCAUCCUCGGCAACACCAUCGGCGAGGGCGAGUUUGGCAAGGUCAAGCUGGGCUGGAAGCAGGACAGCAGCGUUCAGGUUGCCAUCAAGCUGAUCAAACGGGACACCGUCGGCCACAACCCCUCUCGGCUCAGCAAAAUACGGCGCGAGGUCACCAUCCUGCGCGGCGUUCAGCACCCCAACAUUGUGCAGCUGAUAGACAUGAUCGAGACGGAGAGGUACAUCGGCAUCAUACUGGAGUACGCGUCGGGCGGAGAGCUCUUCGACUACAUCUUGAACCAUCGCUAUCUCAAGGACCACUCGGCCCGCAGACUCUUCGCCCAGCUCGUCUCCGGCGUCGGCUACCUCCACAAGAAAGGCAUCGUGCACCGAGAUCUGAAAUUGGAGAAUCUGCUGCUAGAUCGCAAUCGAAACAUCAUAAUCACCGACUUUGGCUUUGCCAACACCUUCAACCCGCACGAGGAGCUGUCGGAGGAAGAGGAGCUCAACCUCUCGGACCGAGAAUUCGUCAAGAGGCUCGGCCUGGACAGGGUCAAGUCCAACGGCACGCGCAAGGGAGACCUGAUGCAGACGAGCUGUGGAAGCCCUUGCUACGCCGCCCCCGAGCUCGUCGUCAGCGACUCUCUGUACACGGGCAGGAAGGUGGAUGUCUGGAGCUGCGGCGUCAUCCUGUACGCCAUGCUGGCGGGCUACCUGCCCUUCGACGACGACCCCGCGAACCCCGAGGGCGACAACAUCAACCUCCUGUACAAGUACAUCGUCUCGACGCCUCUGACCUUUCCCGAGUACGUCACCCCGCACGCCCGCGACCUCCUUCGACGCAUCCUCGUGCCGAACCCACGCAAGCGGGCCGACCUGUUCGAGGUGGCACGCCACAGCUGGCUGAGCGAAUAUUCGCACGUGGUCGAGUUCAUCACGAGCUCGACGACGACGCCGACCGAGGCCCAGAACGCCUCGUCCGGCCAGGAAUUCGGGGAGAAGCCGACGGUGACCAGGAGCGCUUCCGUGCGCGAGACGUCGAAGCAGAAGCCGCCGGCAACGGCGGCCAUCGGCGGCCUGGUCAAGGCGCACGCCAAGAUUGUGCCGGAGGCGGAGCAGCCGUUCCGCACGCCCAAGGAGGCCAAACGCCGCACCGUCCAGCUCGAGUACGUGGCGCCCACGACGCAGACGCAGCGGGGGGAGGACCCCAACCCCGCGGGCUCGCAACCCGCCCGGGUCCACGACGGCGCCCGGAGGGCACCCUCGCCGAAGGGGCAGGCUUCGCUUCAGGAAUCUCUCGUCUCCGCCGGCGACGGGUAUCCGAAGGAGCAACCGAAACGGUCCCCGCGGUCGCACAAUGCCGGGCCGGCAAGGCCGACGCGCGAUCCGAGACCGAUGCCCGACAACGUUUACAUGGUCGCUUCGGGCGCCAGGCCGCAGACGGGCGGUUCCAUGCAGACGACCGCGUCCAUGGGCCUGCAGUCGCGUGGCAACUACGGGCAGCCGGUGCCGCCGACCAUCGCCGACACCAACGCGCAGGGGCGCAUCCAGCAACCGACGAACGGGGAGGACGACGACGUGACUAUGGGCAGGCCGAGCAUGAGCGGGCCACCCAAGUUUUCGCGCAUGAGCGGCCUCCACGAGGGCCGAGGAAGCGAGGGCCGAGGCCACAAGAGAUCCAGCACGAUAGGAGACAUUGGAUCCAGGCUCUUGGGUCGCAGCGGCUCCGUCUUCGGCGGCAGGGGCAAGAAGCGACCGGAGGAGCAGGCGGAGAAGACGAAGAAAUACCCGCCCGUCAGCAUGUCUAACACGAUUUCUCAGGGAGAGGAACCUCCGCCGCGGCCGUCGAUGGACUCGAGGGCGUCGCGUCGUUCCUUCUCUAUCGGGCUCGGGAAGAAGCGUAGCGGCAGCAUGACGGGCUCGCAGGGUUCGGGCGAGAAGAAGGAUCGCCGCCGAUUCUCCCUGCUCCCCGCGUCAUUCUCGCUCAAGACCAUCGGCCUCGGCAAGGACCACUCGGAUCCGCCGUCGUCCGAGAUGGACUCGCAGCGAGAUGCUCUCGCCCAGCCGCCUCCGAUGGAUCUGCCGAGGGGCGUGACGUCGCCGCAGGACGCGAGGGGCAGCUCGCCCUUCUUCGACAACAUGCAGGACCACGGCCGCGCGCACGAGGCGGCAGGCUCGAAUGCCGCUCACCACCAGCAGUACCCGUCGGAGCCGUUCGAGGGCCGUGGGGGCAACGUCAUCCCGCCGUACCUGCAGGCGGGCGGCUCCCACUUCAACAGCGCUUCGGAGUCGUCGGUGGAGCUGCGACGACCGCCGACGGAGCCGCAGCUGAUCACGACCAAGUACCAUGUGGCGGGGCCCGGGGAAGCCGACGAGCGGCGAUUCAGCAGCCCGCACGCAAGCCGCGGGGUCCUUCAGAAGAAUCACAAGCGCUUCACGGAUGCCUACGACAACGGCGACUACCGAGGGCACGAGGGAAGCAGCGGCGCCGCGAAGCGCGUCAUGGACUUUUUUCGAAGACGAGGCAAGGCUAGAGGGGGCGACGAUCGGUGA
Messenger RNA from Drechmeria coniospora, 3315 nucleotides. RefSeq names its product serine/threonine protein kinase. NCBI's taxonomy places the organism in Eukaryota, Fungi, Ascomycota, Sordariomycetes, Hypocreales, Ophiocordycipitaceae. The record is from RefSeq and is a predicted model, not a curated record. Gene Ontology annotation, biological process: microtubule cytoskeleton organization; protein phosphorylation; intracellular signal transduction. The transcript is spliced from 3 exons. Gene Ontology annotation, cellular component: cytoplasm. Gene Ontology annotation, molecular function: protein serine/threonine kinase activity; ATP binding; tau-protein kinase activity. The coding region runs from base 1 to 3315 and encodes 1104 amino acids.